AUGCGUCCCGCGUCGCGCGAUGCAGUUACGGAACGGAUCUGGUCGGCGUGGAUCCGCUUUGCCGUCGUCAGCAUCGUGCUGACGUGGCAUUUGGGAGGGAGUGGCGUGGCAGCGGACGUGAUUGGAUGCGGGGGAUUCGUCCAGGCCAGCAGGCAGCUCGCAUCCCUGCGUGCAGACUCCGAUGCCUCCCUUGAUUAUUCUCGCCUCGUGGUGGAGCUGCGCACACAGGAGGGCAUGGUGAAGGAGCAAGCGCACUGCGCGCCCAAUGGUUACUACUUCCUGCCGGUCUACACUCAGGGAACAUUCGAGCUGGCAGUGCGGGGGCCGCCUGGGUGGUCCUUUGAGCCGGAAAGCGUGUCGGUGACGGUUGAUGGGGAGGCGUGCAAUGGCAACAGGGACGUCAAUUUCCAUCACAAGGGCUUCGGAUUGGCUGGAAAGGUGCUCGGGCCCGAUAGCCCCUCCUGUGCCGACCAGGCCAAGGGACCCGCGGGCAUCACUGUGACUGUAACGAGGGCUGGUAGUGAGGGCGGGGAGGGCAAGGGGGCGGCAGAGGUGGUUGCGACUGCAGUGACGGAUGGGCGUGGUGCUUUCCGUUUCUCCGACCUGCUUGUUGGCACAUACUCCCUCUCCGCCUCUCACCCCACGUGGCCCAUCAAGCUGCUCGGCAAUCCCAAGGUCGACCUGGGAUGGGGCAGCAUGGAGCUCCCGGAUCUCUUCCAAGUGGCGGGCUAUAGUCUGUCUGGCUCGGUGGAGGCACAGAAAAACCCAGUCCCUGGGGUGCAGAUCUUCCUUUUCUCCGACUCCGUCCAGAAAAUUCCCACCUGCCCGGCCGGCCCGGGCAGCUCUCCGCUGCCCGGAAAAACUCCUCUCUGCCACACGACCUCCGGGGCGGACGGGCGGUUCUCCUUCCGCGAGCUGCCAUGUGGCGCGUUCUCAUUGGUCCCGCAGUACAAGGGAGAGGCGACGGUGUUUGAGAUGGCUCCCAAGGAGAUGGCAGUGGCGGUGGGGCAUGCAGAUGCCGCUACAGCAGAGCCGUUCCAGGUCCGCGGGUUCUCUGUAUCUGGACGCGUGGAGGACAGCGCAGGGGAGGGCGUGGAGGGAGCAACCGUGCUGCUCAACGGCCAGCCACGCGCCGUAACAGAUGCUCAGGGUCAGUACAGCCUGCACCAGAUAACAUCGGGCCAGUACGCCCUAUCCGCCACGAAGACUCGCUACGCCUUCACGCCCCUCCCCGCGCUCUCCAUCCUCCCCUCCGCCUCCCUCCUCCCCCCUCUCCGCGCCUCGCUCUACGAGCUGUGUGUCGCGACGCUAUUGGACGAGGGGUCGGCGUUCCAAGCGGGCGGCAGGCAGGUGGCUCUGACGGGCGGCGGAGGGGAGGAGGUGGCACCACAAGCCAAGAAGACGGAUGCGGAUGGGAGAGUGUGCUUCAUGGUCCCACCAGGCACCUACCAGCUCGCCCCACACGUCCUAUCAGCCGAGGCAGCAGCCGGGCUGGCAUCCCCACCUUCCCCUGGCCACCAUGUCGUGACUGCAUCUCUCACAUCCGCGCCUGUCACAGGGGUCUCCUUCAACCAAUCGCAUCUCUCCGUUUCUGGCCGGGUGAUCUGCAUCGACGGCUGUGAUCGCUCCGUCCGUGUCUCCCUCACGCGCAUCGGACCGUUGACUGGGUCUGCUGAGUCUUCUGGUGAUGCUGCUGCUCCUGCGGGUGCCUCGCCUCGAUCGCUCUUCUUGAAGGAAAAAGAUGGGUCGUUUUCGUUCAAGAAAGUGGUUCCUGGGAUAUACAGAAUCGAGGCAUCGAAGCAAGUGAUCCAGGGGAGUGACAUGGCGGGCGACGAGUGGUGCUGGAAGGCGCAGUCCGCUGACGUGGCGGUCUCCGAUUCGUCCGUGGAGGGCGUGGCACUGGAGCAGAGCGGAUGGAGGGUGGAGAUCGAUGCAGCGAUGGAGGACACAGUCAGCAUGGUGCACGGGGAAACGGCCCUACCACCUGUGAAACUUAAGAAGGGGCUGCAGCACGUGUGUGUGGCUGCCAGUGGCAGCUACAGCCUGCGCUUCCCUGACUCGUGCGCCAUGUACGGGGAGGGGGAGGGCGUCUACUACCACACGCAGGAGUUGAAGGUGAUUCGUCUGCACCCAACAGCCUACAGGGUCUCCGGGCUGGUCCAAGUAAAUGCGUCUCUCUUCCCAGCUGCUGCCUCUAUCGCCCCCCACGCCUCUGCCCGCCUCUUCAGCCCCACCAACGGCUCCCUGCUCUCCCACGCGCACCUCUCCCUCGUCUCUGCCCCCAAUGCCACACACCCGGUUGUGGUGUAUGCGCAAGAGCAUUGGGUGGAGGGAGGGGGAGAGCUGCUGCUGGGGUGGUACCAUGAUGGCGGGGUGGGAGAUGAUGGAUCGACCCUGGAUGAUGUUGCUGAUGCCCUCAAAAGUGCGCACAUCUCCACAUUGGAGCGAGAGCAGCCACCCUCAGGGGCAGAUGCCUCACCGGUCUUCCCUCCUCCCAAGCGCCUGCUCUUCUACCCGCGCUCGCUCAAGGUGCAAGUGACGCCCCUGCAGUGCCCCCCUCCCCUGCCUCCCGUUGAGGCUCGCCCCGGCCUCUACCUCACAGGCUGGCUGUUCCCCCCUCUGCCACGUAUCAACGUGUCAGUGGUUGCUGACACUGACAGUGCAAAUGCAGGGUGGCAGAAGGGGCAGACGGGCUACGAUUUCAAGGCGCUAGGAGGCAACUCGUUUGAAGCACAAAAGCUCGCUUCAAUCGCCGUCAGAAUUGCCACAUCAGCAGAAACUUCCACGGCCAAUGAGCCGCUGCCAUCUGUCCUUCUCUCUCUCACCGGAGACGCCAGCUUCAGGCGCAACGAGGCGACAUCGCCCGGGCAGAAUGUUUUCGCGUUCGAGGGUUUGUUUCCGGGCAGCUACUACCUGCGGCCAGUGUUGAAGGAGUAUGAAUUUUCGCCGGCUGCCCGCCCGAUCAAUUUGCAGUCCGGGCAGGAGGUGGACGUGGCAUUUACUGCGAAACGGGUUGCCUUCAGUGUGCUGGGGUCAGUCCAUUCCCUGUCAGGAGCGCCAGAGGCAGGCGUGCAGGUGGAGGCGAGGGAGGUGGCACCUGGGGGAGGCGGUUCACAGCAGUCAUCUCACUACGAGAUGGCAGUCACUAACGAGGAUGGGGAGUACAGGCUGAGGGGGCUGCGACCGGGAGGGGUUUAUCUGGUGGAGGUGGCAGUGAGGGCCAGUGCUGCUAAGGACGCGGCCUCGCUGCCCCGAUUCGAGCGCGCAUCACCGAACCAGGCUGUGCUGACAGUCACAGGAGACGUCCCGAACGUCAACUUUGUGGUCUUCAACUCGCCUCCGGGUGUGACUAUCACGGGGGCAGUGAGCGGCAGAGACAUAGCCAAGUGGUUGCCAAACCUCUACGUCGAUCUCUUCCCCGGCGUGACUGUACCUGCAAGUGACAAUAACGAGGGGACUGGUGCAGCGGCGGCAGCAGCAGCAGAAGCAGAUGGAAGCUCCGAGGAAGCUUCCACUCUCCCUGUCUUCUCUUCCACUCCCAUUCGCUCCAUCUCCGUCCCGCUCUCGCGAUUCUUCGAGUUUCGCGACCUGCCCAGGGGCGUGUACCUCGUAAAACUUCGUCUCGGGCUGCCCGGAAAAUCGCACGUGUUUGAGAGCGAGGGCAGGGAGGUGGAUGUGAGGGAGGCGGUAACCGCGCAUGGGGGGACACUGCGUUUCCGAGCUGAAGAGCGAAGAUCAAAUGAGGACCUUGCUCCAACCCCCCUUCUCCCGGUGCUGCUUGCAAUUGCUGUCAUCUCGGUUAUUGCAUCCCUGCCCAAGCUGCAGCAGUUGGCUGCAGGAGUGGCAUCCAGUGGGAGUACGACACCUGGUUCAGCUGGUGGCGACAGCUCAGCAGCACCAGGUGCUGCUGGGGGUUGGGGGGGCUCCAGUGGAGAUGCUCGUGGAAAGAACGAGUCUUUGGGAAGUCCGAGUCGGGGAGAAAGUCGCGACGGGUCUCUCGUUCCGCGCGGUACGACAUCCGUCGCGCGUGUGUUUACAUCUAAGCGAGGUGUUCUAUCCGCUCAGGCAGGAGCACAGCAGAUCAGCUUCUCGGCCACGUGUCAACGUAGAGCGCAGCGCCAGGCAGUUGCACCAACGGCUAGUUUCCCCCGCAACCCCGCGUUCCGCGCUUCCGCCGCUUCCCCCUCCGCGCCGUCCUCCGCCUUCCUAGGCCAGCAGGACUCCCUCCGCUUGCGCAAGGCCUCCCCCUCCGCCGUCUCCCCUUCCGUACCCCGCCGGCGCGUCUCCCCCGUGAGAGCUGCGGAUGGCGACAGCGACGUCCCCGCGUUCAAGGGCUUUCCGCCGAUGCAGACGCGGCCCGCGUGGUACUGGCGAAUCGCAGCCGUCGUUCCGUACCUGCUGCCGCUCUGCGAGGCGUGGAUCUACAGCGAAACGGCUCAAUCGCUCUUCCAUUUCCUCUUCACUUACGAGCAGCUGUGCCAGCCGUUCCUGAUGCUGCUGGGUCUGCUCCCCUCCUGGUUCAUGCUGGCUUACUUCUUCGGAGCGUACCUUGGGGUUGUCAGGAACAACCGCUGGCCGCAUUUCCUGCGGUUCCACGUGGUUACCGGGAUGCUUCUGGAGAUUAUCCUUCAGGUUGUCGGGACGCUGAAUGAUUGGAUUCCCAAGUCGGUGUACUGGGGGAAGAUCGGCGCGCACUUUUGGCUCGCUAUUGCGGUCGCGUUUAUCUUUAUCGUGCUCGAGUGCAUCUGGUGCGCGAUUCGCGGGACGUAUGCUGACGUGCCGUUUAUUUCAGAUGCGGCGUACAUGCAGAUCCCGUACGAGUAA
This is a messenger RNA of Closterium sp. Yama58-4, 4824 nucleotides long. Lineage: Eukaryota; Viridiplantae; Streptophyta; Zygnematophyceae; Desmidiales; Closteriaceae. The record is from the annotation of a GenBank genome assembly.